CAUUUUUAAUACUCCUUUAAAUGAGCUUAUAACGUACGAUUUUUCAAACACAAAUUAACCCCAGAAAAAAAUAUGGAGGAAAACAGGGGUUUGAUUUUAUACGGGUGUACGUUGGCAAAAAACCUAGAAGAAAACCUACCAAAUUUGGCUAACCAACCUGAUUUUUUUCUUAGAUCAUGUGAUGAGAUUAUUAGAGUGUUUAGUAAUGUAAAAGAGAGAUUAUCCCGUGAAGUUGUUCCUCAGCCAUUUGAUGUAGGAAUUCAGGAAUGGUUAAGAAGUGGUACAGGAACAAAUACUGAAAAUCAGGCAAUGGAUUUGCUCAAGGCUCAAUCUAUUUUAGGCCACAGCAGCCAAUAUCAUGACGCCCACGGUUUUGAAUUCAUAGGCCAUCAAAUGGGUGGUGAAAGAGUUAUGGAAGGUGAUGCACAGGGGUUGAGGGCUGGUCGUGGACUGGAGAUUAAGCCGGUGGAUGCAUCGAAUCCCAGCCCGGAGACUUCUCCUUCUCAAAGACGCAGAAAAAGAAAGGAUGAAGCUGACAAAAUAGUGGAACGGGUACCUGCUCCUCAGAUGGGAAAUCUUGAUCUUCCACCGGAAGACGGUUUUACUUGGAGAAAAUAUGGUCAAAAGGAGAUUUUGGGAUGUAGACAUCCAAGGAGCUACUAUCGAUGCACCCAUCAAAGACUUUACCAAUGCCCGGCCAAGAAGCAAGUCCAACGGCUUAACGAUGAUUUCUACACAUUCGAGGUAACAUAUCGAGGCAAUCACACGUGUAACAUCUCCUCCACCACCCCAUUCGUGUCCGUACCAACACCUAUUGAACACGGGACAAUUCCACAAACCACCACCACCAUGCAGCCACCCUUAAGCCAUUGGUUGUCUAUGGAAAUAAAGCCACCGCCAGAAGUGGAGGCUGCACCCACCAGUUUCGAUACUCUAGCAUUUCAAUACCCUGGUGGUGCCGGGCCUAGUAGUAGUAGCAGUGUAGCUGCUGGUGGUAGUGGCAGUGCGGGUCCGUCUGGCCCGCAGUUUCCUGUCUACCAGCCGGUGUCUGAUUUGGCUGAUGCUAUUUUUAAUUCUGGUAGUAGCAGCAACAAUAGCAUGGAACUCAUCUUCUCUUCCAUUGAUGAGAAUUGGGAUACUCCAGGAGAAAAGAAAAACUAAUUGAUCAAAAAUUUUAGUAAUAAUUGCUUAUAGCAAAAUUUAUUAUUUUUAAAAUUUAGUUACUACAAUUGAGCUGAAAUUAGCCUUCUCAUAAUGAACCGAAAAAUUGUGUCCUACUUCACAGAUUUUUUAUAGAGUUGAUGGUCAAAUUUUGAUCAAAAUAGUGCCUCGAGAUUUGUUAUGUAUUGUAGUCUAUUGUA
Molecule: messenger RNA, 1361 nt
Organism: Olea europaea var. sylvestris
Lineage: Eukaryota; Viridiplantae; Streptophyta; Magnoliopsida; Lamiales; Oleaceae
Product: WRKY transcription factor 55-like
Exons: 3
Coding region: 73-1161 (362 amino acids)
Biological process (GO): regulation of DNA-templated transcription
Molecular function (GO): DNA-binding transcription factor activity; sequence-specific DNA binding
Source: RefSeq, a predicted model, not a curated record